This is a messenger RNA of Anthonomus grandis grandis, 3101 nucleotides long. RefSeq names its product UNC93-like protein. The transcript is spliced from 7 exons. Gene Ontology annotation, biological process: regulation of potassium ion transport; regulation of muscle contraction. Lineage: Eukaryota; Metazoa; Arthropoda; Insecta; Coleoptera; Curculionidae. The coding region runs from base 288 to 1811 and encodes 507 amino acids. Gene Ontology annotation, cellular component: striated muscle dense body; plasma membrane. Gene Ontology annotation, molecular function: potassium channel regulator activity. The record is from RefSeq and is a predicted model, not a curated record.
CGUUGCUCUAGAUAGAUUCAUGGUUUUUCAUUGAAAACGUGUAUAUUUGUCGCAAUAUAUCAGUUAUAAAUAUUUCCUUUCUUUUCGUAAUAAUAAUAAUAGAAGGGCAACAAAAGAAAUAAAGGUGGCCUUGUCCGGCCUGUAUGCUGGCCAGUUAGACGGUUUGCUUCGGUAAAUAGGAAUUUAGCAACCGGGUUAAGUUCAAUUGUUAUAAUUAUUGUGAUUUUGAUCUUGGGUGGUGCGUUAGGUGGUAUAUCUGGUUUUUUUGAGGGGCAAAAAAAGAGGAGAUGGACUCGAAAUUUCAGAGGGUUAAAACUGAAGAGGAGAACGAUACGCGAGUCCAAACUUAUCCGCCCAAUGAGCAAUUAAGGAUUUGGAAAAAUGUUUUGGUAAUCGGAUUUGCUUUUAUGAUCCAUUUUACGGCGUUUUGGGGCGCGUCGAACUUACAAAGUUCAAUUAACUCAGAAGCUGCUUUAGGAACUUUUACUUUGGCUGCUAUUUAUGGAUCAUUGAUUUUAAGUAAUAUCUUCUUGCCUGUGGUAGUUAUAAGAUGGUUAGGAGCAAAAUGGACAAUAUCCUUGGCUUUCGUGGCUUAUAUGCCUUUUAUCAUGUCACAGUUUUAUCCCCGAUUUUUUACGAUGAUUCCAGCUGGUCUGGCGGUCGGUUUUGGAGGUGGACCACUCUGGUGCGCCAAAUGCACUUUCUUAACAAUUUUAUCGGAGGCCUACUCACAAGUUACCGGGAUUGGAGCAGAUAUUGUUGUUACGAGAUUUUUUGGAGUUUUCUUUAUGUUUUAUCAGUUUUCUCAAGUGUGGGGAAACUUGAUCAGUUCUGCCGUACUUUCUGCUGGUAGUUCUGAUGUGCUUGUAAACAAUACAACUGAAGCAAACCUUACGGAAGUCUUUAGGGAUAUAGUAAAUGUGACUGAGACUCACAGAGACACCGGUGACAUCUGUGGGGCUAAUUUUUGCCCAGGUACAGCCCUGGAAGCCAUACCCAAUUUAACACCACCCUCUACAUCUAAAAUUAAUACCAUCGCUGGUAUUUAUUUGGUUUGCAUGAUUGUUGCUAGUUUAACGGUUGCUUUGGGUGUUGAUUCACCAAAAAGGUAUGACAAUGGUAGAAAAGGCAGUGGUAGUGGUCUCUCUGGACUGAGACUGUUAGCUGUAACUCUUAGGCAACUAGCCAACCCUUAUCAGAUUCUUAUUUUGCCCAUCACUAUGUUUAUUGGAGCUGAACAGGCGUUUAUUGCAGCUGAUUUUAACUCAGCCUUUGUCUCUUGCGGUUGGGGUAUCAGCAACAUAGGAUUCGUGAUGAUUUGCUUUGGAGUCUGCAAUGGACUGGCUGCCAUCUUUAUUGGAGGAAUCAUCAAAAUAACUGGAAGAACUCCAGUUAUUUGCUUGGCCCUCUCACUACAUGUUGCUUUAAUAGUAACUCUACUAGUCUGGAGACCGAGUGAAGAUAACAAAAUUUCAUUCUUCGUUUUAGCUGGACUUUGGGGGCUCUGCGAUGCUAUUUGGCUUGUGCAAAUUAACUCUCUUUAUGGCAUUUUAUUCCCCGGUAAAGAAGAAGCCUCCUAUAGUAACUUUAGGCUCUGGGAGUCAACAGGUUCGGUGAUCACAUACGCUUAUAGUCCCUAUCUUUGUAUUGAUGUUAAGCUGUAUUUGCUUCUUGGAUUGUUGAUCAUUGGAGCUAUAGGAUACACCAGUAUAGAGGUUAUAGAGUGGAAAAGUAAAAAUGCAGAAAUUGUUAAAAAGAGACAAUUUCAGUUAGUAAAGGGUAGUGAAAAAUGUGGAGAAGUUGCUGAUUAGUUGAAAUUUGUGUAGAAUAUAAACAAUCAGGGUGCCCUAAAGGAAACCAGUUCACCAGAGACUCUUAAUUUUAUUUUAUUUAAAUUAAGCUAUUAAUAUAAAGUGAGUUAAGAAUAGCAUCCUGUAGAGCAUAAUAAGGAAUGAGGACAAGACGAUAAAAUUAGGGUGAGAGGAAAUACGUAAAUACUUUAAUGCCUUACGUGUCAAUAUUUAUAAAAAAAAAUGGUGUGGGCAUAUGGCGUUAAAAAAUUUAUAACGUAUUUUCUGGAUGAACUUUUUUUCCUGGUGUACAGUAUUCCUGUAUAAUAUGACAGUCAUCUUAAAUUUGAUUUUUUUUGUAUUUUUGUAAGAUAUUUCUGCUUUACCAGUAUUAAUACCUGAAUAUUAAACAUUUUAAGGUUAAGUACUAGAUAUCCUAAAUCUACAUAUGAUACUUUUUUUAAAUAGACUAUAUUCUUUGCUUACUAGACAAUCCAUUUUUAUAAAAUAAAAUUUUAUUUAAAAUACGAUAUUCGUCUUUAACAAAAACACUAUCCUUUAUAUAUACCUACAUAUAAUAUACAUUUUAACAAGCUUGUCGUUGUUGCAAUUCUCGAAAGUGUUUUCCAACGUGGAUUUAUAUUUUCUGAAACCGUUGAAGUAAAAUUGAAAGAAAUUUACUACAAACUAUCUAUCGAGUUUUCGUUUUAGAAUGUUGCAGCUUUUAUAAAUCAGAAUACGUAUAUAAAUAUUGUAUUUUUAUUGUAGUUAUAAGUCCAUCUAGUGAAACUUUAAUUUAAUUAUUUAAUGGCGUUUAUCUUUUUUUUUGUACAAUUUUGAAAAAUAUUUAUUAGUGCUAAAGAUUGGAGGGGCCAAAGGCUAGACUUCAAUAUCUACGCUACUGUAAAACUUCUUUAAAUAAUUUUAUUGCUUGAAGAUGUACGUCAAUAAAAAUAGUAUUUAGAAAGUAGAUACAUAUUUAGAACUUGCGAAAAUAAUAUUGAAAAACACCUAUUUUCUUUAUACACAAUAUAAAAAAAUUAUUUAUAUGUAUAUAUUAAUCUGUUGUGUAUUUGCUUCUUAAUCCUAAUAUGUAGUUUCCUUAAUUAAUAUGCCUUUAUUUUCGAUUUAAAAAAGUUUUUUUUUAAACAAGGACUAAAAGCAUAACAAUUAUCUCAUAAUAAUAACCGUAGCAUAUUGUAUAUAAUUUAUAUUUUACAUAAAUAUAAAAACAUAUUAAACCAUAAAAACUUGCUAAGCUGUGAUUUUUUAGUGCAUUUUAACACUAACGUAGAAUUUUUGUAUUUUUAU